Molecule: messenger RNA, 1805 nt
Organism: Baudoinia panamericana UAMH 10762
Lineage: Eukaryota; Fungi; Ascomycota; Dothideomycetes; Mycosphaerellales; Teratosphaeriaceae
Exons: 4
Coding region: 267-1703 (478 amino acids)
Biological process (GO): transmembrane transport; dipeptide transport; allantoate transport
Cellular component (GO): plasma membrane
Molecular function (GO): allantoate transmembrane transporter activity; dipeptide transmembrane transporter activity
Source: RefSeq, a predicted model, not a curated record
ACCGCCACGCGACCAUGUCGCCCACACCUCUACAACGCCAAUCCCAUGCCGUCACUCAAAGAAGAGCUUGUUAAAUGGCACGUAGAUAGCGUACGUCUUAUCGUCCAGCAAGCCUUCUGUCGCCUCCUGUGCAUGCCGAUAGGGUCUUGAACCAUGGCCUUGAUCCAGCGGUUGACAAGCAGCUACCGGCGCCGUUGGCGAAUGCUAUCCGCUCUGGAAGCGUUCCGGAAAACAUACUCAAGCACUCCCACGAUGCCGACGAAGCCAUGAAGGCCUUCGAAGGCCAUCAGGGCGAGGUGAUCCACAUCGACGAGGCAACAAACCGCCGACUGCUACGGAUUAUCGACUGGCACCUUAUCCCGAUCAUGUGCGUCGUCUAUGGUUUGAACUAUCUAGAUAAGACCACCAUUUCCUACGCUAGCGUCAUGGGGAUCAGGAAAGACAUCGGUCUUGUUGGCAACGACUAUCAAUGGCUUGGCUCCAUGUUCUACUUCGGAUACCUGGGCUGGGAGUACCCUACGAACCGUCUUCUCCAACGUCUGCCAAUUGGAAAGUAUUCCGCCUGCUGCAUCAUCGCCUGGGGCCUCGUACUCACCUGCUUCGCCGCGGUCAAGGACUUCGGCGGCGCGGUAGCCAUACGUUUCAUGCUCGGCGUCUGCGAGGCCGCGGUGACGCCUGGUUUCGCUCUGAUCACCAGCCAAUGGUAUACUAGGAAGGAACAAGGCACACGGACUGGUAUCUGGUUUUCCUUCAACGGCUGGGCGCAGAUCCUAGGUGGCCUUGUCGCGUAUGGCAUCGCAGUCGGUACCAGGAAGCAUCCCGCGAGCAUUGCAGGCUGGAAGAUAGUCUUCCUGGUCACCGGGCUAUUGACCGUUGCGAUGGGGGUAGUCUUCCUCUUCAUCGUUCCCGACAACCAGAUGAACGCUCGCUGGCUGAAGAAGGAGGACCGCAUCCUCGCUAUCGAGAGAAUUCGAACGAACAAUCAGGGGGUCGGUAACCGACACUUCAAAUUCUAUCAGGUGCGCGAGGCCUUACUUGAUCCAAUCACGUGGGCGUUCGUAUUUUACGCAAUCAUCGCCGACAUACCGAACGGCGGAAUUAGCAACUUCUUCUCCCAGCUUAUAGUGAGCUUUGGAUACACAUCUGAACAAUCUUUGCUUUAUGGCACACCAGGCGGGGCCGUCGAAGUCGUUACGUUGAUACUUGGUGGCUACUUGGGCGAUCGCUUCGGCAACCGCAUCGCCAUUGCUUCCUUGGGCUUGUGCUUGAGCAUCAUUGGGAUGUGCCUGAUCGUUGGUCUUCCUCUCGACAACCUACAUGGCCGGCUAGCAGGCUACUACCUUACGCAGGCCUCCGCCAUGCCCUUUGUCGCCUUCCUGUCUCUCAUCUCGUCGAACAUCGCAGGAUAUACGAAGAAGACGACAGUCGCCGCGCUGUAUCUCAUCGGGUAUUGCGUGGGCAACAUCAUUGGACCUCAGACCUUCCGGCCCAAGGACGCGCCCCGAUACGUCCCGGCAGAGAUUACCAUCAUUUGCUGCUGGGGUGUAUGUCUUGGCAUCAUGGCUUUCAUCUACUUCUGGUCACGAUGGCAGAAUGCGCAGAAGGCUAAGGUCAGGGCGCAGCCGGACUACGUCCGCUUGGAGAACCAAGAAUGGUUGGAUCUUACGGAUCGAGAAAACAGCGAGUUCGUCUACACUCUCUGAGACCGUUGCGAGACAGUUGACACAAUGACAGAGGUAAGGUGAGGUUCGAAGGAUGGAACCAUGCGGGCACACUUGGCACGGCGAACACAUUGGGUAAAUUCA